Verruconis gallopava is the source of this 3431-nucleotide messenger RNA. RefSeq lists its product as uncharacterized. Gene Ontology annotation, biological process: cellular response to glucose starvation; protein catabolic process in the vacuole. The transcript is spliced from 2 exons. Lineage: Eukaryota; Fungi; Ascomycota; Dothideomycetes; Venturiales; Sympoventuriaceae. The coding region runs from base 868 to 2631 and encodes 587 amino acids. The record is from RefSeq and is a predicted model, not a curated record.
CUGGAAACGCUGAAGUCAAGAUUCCAGCAGUUCCAGACCGGCCGUGUGCGUGCGUGCGGAUGGGGGUGGAUGCCGGGCCCUUGACUGAAGCUAUAAUUCAUCACCGCAGAGCAGCCAGACGUCGACUGCACAUUCUCCUUGUUUUCCUCCACGCUAACGGCUGCGUCUGCUCAGUGAAGAGGCAAGAUCUGCUUCAGAGCACAGAUCCGCUCGCCAGGCCUAGACUUUGCAGUGUGGAGAAGCGAAUUGGCGUUCGUCACGGGAUAAGACUCAAACUCGCCCAUCUCCGCCAUUUGCCUGCCUCACCACCAGCGCGCCCUUUUCCCUCCUCGAUUCGUCCUCCCAAACGGCCUGGAGAUCGACUUUGCGCAGUCUACUCUUUACAUACCGGUUCACUGCCUGCGCUUGUGCGACAAUUGACGCUUCCUUCGUACGUCUCCACCAUUCGCCACUUGCAAACCUUUGACACGAGCCAGGCCCAACAAGCUUUUUGCCUAUCCGGAGACAACCUGUCCCACGUCGCUUUGCCUUGGACAGCCGGUGCGGAAGCCAGUGUCGUUCACCGUGGUGCAUGGUCUUUUUCUCGACAGGAUUCUCCCACCGCUCCGCAAUCUUUGCCGUACAUCAAAAGGCGACAGCCGCAAAAUUUGCCUGGAACAGAACCUAGAUCAUCAGUCUUGCUGCUUAUGCCAGAGCACAAUUCUUGACCGUCAUCGACUUUGGCUCAGCGAUCGUAUCGCAUGUCGAGUCCUUAAGCCGGCGUCUUUUGGGGCAUACCGUGGGGAGGGUCUUCGUGGAGGGGUCGCCAGAUUUUUUCCAGUCAUCCUUACCUGAACGUACUCGCUACCUGCACGCCUUCUCCUUAUCAUGGCCGAAGUAUUACCCGUCCAGGUUCCAGAAGGCCAGUCUUACUUCCCUGCCUCGCCUCUACGACGCUCUUCGCCCUCGCAGACCUCUAUUUUCAUAGGCCCUCCGCCAUACUCCUCGCGAAAGCCUAUUUACUCCGGCUCGGACGACCACAUCGACUCGUUGCCGUCGUCGAAUUCCUCAUCCUCGCGCAAUUCUCAGAUCGACAUCACCCAGCCAUCUUCGUUCGCCUCGACGACUUCAAGCAGCACCCUGACGCUCGACACGACCACGACCUUUGACACGGACGACGGCUUGAACUUGCCUAGCUACGGCGGAGCCUACUUCGAUGAUGCAGACGACCAGCAAUCGCCUACUAGCACCAGCGUACCGCAAUCGCAACCUGAGACUACGUCAACCCGGAAUGAGAUUCCCUCAGCUAUGCCAGAGAAAGUGCCCAUAUCCGAAGACGACACGUCUUUAAAACCAGAACCUUCGCGACACGUCGACUAUCUGUCGCACGACUGGGUCGAGGAAGAUAUAUGGUCUUCAUGGCGGCAUAUUGUGUCGAAGCGCAAGAUCUACGGUGAGCGAUCACGGUUGGAGAAUGCCUCGUGGCGUACCUGGGCAAAACAGAAGUACAGGCUUCGCACCGUCUCUCCCGAGACGUUGAAUUGGCUCAAGGAUUGCGACGUCACCUGGCUGUACGGCCCGCUUCAGACGGCGCGAAACUACAGCAUAUCAGAGCCGCACACGGAACCGACGAGCAACUUGUCCAAGAACAACUCAUUCUUGAACAAGAAGCCGAUCCUAAAGAAGCGAAGCAUGUCGGAGGUUAUGCUUCAAAAAUCGUUAUCGAGCUCGUCGCUCGUGAAGCAAGCAGCAGCUGCUGUGCAGGCGCAACAACUCAGACCCAGCCUGCGGUCUCGACCUGAGCUCGGUCGUGCGCAGUCGGACUUCUCCGCCGUGUCAUCGCGCACUCUGAGCACUGAUACAUCACACUCCUACGCGUCAUCGCACUCCACCUCUGGCCUACAGACGCCUGAGCAUGGAGAGAAGAAGCACAUCCGCUUCGACGAUCGCGUCGAGCAAUGCAUCGCCGUCGAUGUCAAAGACACGGAUGAGGAUGACGACGACGAUGAAGAUUCUUGGAACAGAGACGAGAACGACAGCUCAGACUCGUCUUCGGACGACGGUCUGGUCAUGAUGAAACGGUCGAACAAGAGACGGCCGUUGGCACGCACGAACUCAAAGUCGAGCGUGGCAGAGAACAAAAUCAUUGAGAAACUCGAACCUACCACGCUCAAGUACCGGACCGAUUCGCCGGACGUGCCGGACGUACUCGACGCGGCAACGUCGCACUCGCUCGGGACGAGCUUCUGGAACAGGAAGGGCAACCUCUCACCUUCACCCUCGCAGGAGACGCUGCGGCCUUCGAAUCCGUCGAGGAAUUUUUUAUUGCCAGAGGAGGACGACGAUGGUGACCUGUCCUGGGAGCCGUCCUCCGCAUUCCCCGUCUCAUCCUCAUCCUCUUUCUUGGGAGGAAGAGAUGGAGCCUCCCGGGUGGCCGAGCAAGACGAUGGCUACGCAGUUGACUUUCUAGUCCAAGACGAUGAAGGCGUCGCCAGCGGCAGCAUGAUGCGACGCACGGAAAGUGGGAUGCUGAUGCCCUACGACGAGGUGGAAGACAGGAGAGACUUGGGGCUGCUUGGGAGGGUUGUGGACACGGUGAACACGGCCCGAGAUAUCGCGCACGUCAUCUGGAACGUCGGGUGGAGAACCUGAGAUGUCUGAGAGGUACCGCUCUUUUCCCACAGUCGGUGGACGCCUUUUGAGACGCUCUUGGACGAGAUUUUAUGGGGAUCCUGCCCACUUCUCCCUCUCCUCAAAAGAAAAAAGCCAUCCAUUUCUCUGCUCCUCCAACCAUUUGACUAAUGGGACUGGAUCAGAACCGACGAGGGGGCUGGUUGGGCAACAUUCUCUCUGAAUCUAGGAAGUUAUCACAUGGUAAGGCUGAGCAUUACUGCAUGUCCUCACAGAUCUGGACGGCCGUGGAGGCCUGUAAAUAUAUACGCACGCAUGCUGGAGGUCACGCAAGACCGGGAAAAAAAACAAAAGCCGGGUUGGAUCCAGCAACGUUCAUACACAAGGGUUGGCAUUUUGUGAUAUUUUGGAUCUGGACGAUUGGGAUUUCCAAUCAAUCUGGCCUGCUUGUGGGAAUUUUUUUUUCUUUAAUUUUUGUCUGCUUCAUGUGAGCGUUGGCGAAAAAAAGCGUCGUGACAUGCACUCGCCGUCGACGGGCUAUUCAUAUUUACCGCUCGUCUUCUGUCGUGUGCUUUUCUUUUUGGGAAAUCUUGGACUACAUCACGGGAUACGAGAAGCGACACGACAACAACGGUUCACCAGAAUGGAUACUGCUACGGAGCUGGGGAUAAGGGGGGGUGGGAGGCAUCGGGAUACUGGACGGAGCAAACGCACAUGGGAGCUGGAUUCUGUUUUCUGCGCUCGGGGAUGGUACUGGAGGGUUUGGGCUGGUGUAUCAUUAGACAGGUUCGAAUGCACAUUCCUCACAGGCAAGUCAGAGC